Molecule: messenger RNA, 3209 nt
Organism: Boleophthalmus pectinirostris (great blue-spotted mudskipper)
Lineage: Eukaryota; Metazoa; Chordata; Actinopteri; Gobiiformes; Gobiidae
Product: transforming acidic coiled-coil-containing protein 1-like
Exons: 12
Coding region: 1-978 (325 amino acids)
Biological process (GO): cell population proliferation; mitotic spindle organization; cerebral cortex development
Cellular component (GO): cytoplasm
Source: RefSeq, a predicted model, not a curated record
AUGAACCUGUUUGGGGAGUUCCUCUGUCUGCUCUUGAGUUCGUGUAAAGUCCCGCUGCACUCGGAGGAAACUCAGGACCUCACACAGGAGGAGGUAGUGAUCCGGACCCCGGAGAUCACGCAGAGAGAACAUCACGCCACAGAUGAAGAGAAGCUGGCCUCCACCGCGGUGAGGAGCACCAGCGAGGGAGGGCAUCUGGAGCACGAGGGGAGGACCAAAGAGGAAGGUUCUGGGAGCCCAGCGCAGAAGGACGGCGCCCCCUGCUGGACCAAACAGGACCUGGACGAGGUCUCCAUCUCGGAGAAGAUCCUGGUCCAAAGUCCUGGUUUAGAUCCUCAGACCGGACUUCCUCUGAGCGAGAUGGACAAGGCCGCAGUACUCACUCUGAUCAGGGAGGAAAUCAUCACCAAAGAGUUGGAGGUGGAGGAGUGGAAGAGGAGGUACGAGGAGAGCAGAGCUGAGGUCCUGGAGAUGAGGAAAAUCGUGGCUGAAUAUGAGAAAACUGUGGCUCAGAUGAUCGAUGAUGACCGUCAGCAGAAGACGCUCUCCUCCUCUGCGUCGUUCCGUCAGCUGACCCUGGAGCGGGACCAGGCCCUGUCGGACUUGGCGUCGGUGGAACGUUCCUUCUCGGAGCUUUUCAGACGAUACGAGAACAUGAAGGGCGUCCUGGAGGGCUUCAAGAAGAACGAGGAGGUUCUGAAGCGUUGUGCUCAGGAGUAUCUGCAGAGGAUCAAACAGGAGGAGCACAGAUACCAGACGCUCAAAGCCCACGCCGAGGAGAAACUGGACAAGGCCAAUCAGGAGAUCUGUCAGGUUCGUUCUAAAGCUGCAGCAGAAUCUGUGGCUCUGGGGGCGAGUCUCAGGAAAGAACAAAUGAAAACAGAAUCACUGGAAAGACAAGUCACACAGAAGAAUCAGGAGAUCGAGGAGCUGACAAAGAUCUGCGACGAGCUCAUCUCCAAACUGGGACCAGCCUGAAAACAACAAAUAUAUUUAAAUAUAAAUAUAAAUAUAAAUAUACACAUGUGCCAAACAGAAGAGCCAGAUGCCCUCCCGCACCCCCCUGACCCCCCUGACCCCCUGACCCCCUGACCCCCUGACCCCUGACCCCCGACCCCUGACCCCCGACCCCCCUCCUGUUUCUCUGAUUUGCCAAAACGGAGCAAAGCACAAGUUUAUAUCUCCAAGAAGUCGCCUCCAACAAACGCACAACUACACACAACUACACACAACUAUACACACAACUACACACAACUAUACACACAACUACACACAACUAUACACACAACUACACACACAACUAUACACAACUACACACAUUUUACACACACAACUACACACAUUUACACACACAACUAUACACACAACUACACACAACUACACACAACUAUACACAACUACACACACACACAACUACACACAACUACACACAACUACACACAACUACACACAACUACACACACAACUACACACAACUGCAUCAGUCGUUUGUGUUUCAGAAAGUUCCAUUUGUGUUUUAGUUUUGUAGAUUUUACAGAUUCUUUUACAGGUCAAAGUUUGUUAUUUUAUAAAAUCUGAAUCCAAAUCAAAUUCAUUCAGAUUUGUCCUCAGCCUCAGGUCGUUUCUCUUCACCAGUUUUGUGGAAUUUUGAAUAAUUUGAUUAAAAAAACAAUCACACAAAACACAAAGAUUUGGUUUAAUUUUCUGCUGUUUUGAGGCUGAUUCACAUUUUGACUCAUCGACACAAAAUAAAAAUGUGAAUAUUAAAAAAAAAAAAACAUGAAUCUUCUUCACAAACACAAACUGGAGUAAAUCUGUUUAAUGAAGAACAAGAUCAAAAAACCAACUGGAAAAUAAUUCACUAAAUUUUACCUAAAUUAUUUACUUCUGUCUAAAGGAAACUGAAACAUUUUUCACCUUUGGCCAACGUGAAGCAGAAAACCUCAAAUAAACUCUGAUCUAAAAACACUUUUACUAAAAAAAAAACAAACAAAUCAAAACAGAAAAACUCUUCAUCCUGAACAAAAUCAAAUUGAAUAUUUCAUGAACCUGUUUGUUCUGUUGGGAACAUUUCAUAUUUACAAAUCUAAAUUCUAAAAUUUCAGACUCAGAUUUAAAAAUUUUGACAUUACGACCUCUGGUCAUGAGUCUGGGUAGUGACCGAAAGGACGAGAUCGCGGAUACAAGCGUCGAAAUGAGUUUCCUCCGCAGGGCGUCUGGGUGUCUCCCUUAGAGACAGAGUGAGGAGCUCAGUCACACGGGAGGAGCUCGGAGUAGAGCCGCUGCUCCUCCACGUCGAGAGGAGCCAGUUGAGGCUCGGGCAUCUGUUCUGAUGCCUCCUGGGCGCCUCCCUCGGGAGGUGUUCAUGUCCCACCGGGAGGAGGAGACCCAGGACACACUGGAGGGACCAUGUCUCUGGACUGGACUGGGAACACCUCAGGUCCCACUGGAGGAGCUGGAGGAAGUGUCUGGGGUGAAGGAAGUCUGGGAGUCUCUGCUCAGGCUGCUGCCCCGAGACCCGACCCCGGAUAAACGGAUGAAAAUGGAUGGAUGGACAUUACGAAUUCUCUUCAAUCUAAAAACAAUCAAUAUCACAGAAGAAUUUUGAUUUAAUCUUUAACCUCGUCCUCAGUUUCUUGUGUUGAUUUAAUUUUGAAUGUUUCAUUUAUUUAUGCAUUUUUUAUUUAUGCAUUUAUUUUGGGCAAGGAAAGAUUUACAUUUAUAUACAAUGGAACAUAAAACAUCAGUGAAAUUAUAAUAGAAAUGAAAAUAACACAACGUUUUUUUUACUAUUAUUAUUAUUAUUAUUAUUAUUUUGCCCAAAAAGGAGCAGGAAGAAGAAAACUUCUUUAAUCCCAAACCUCAUGAAUUAAUGUUUAAUUUUACACGUUUGUCCAGUUUGUUUUGGCUUAAAGUUAAAAAAUAAGAAUAAAUUAAAAAGUCUGAAGAACCAGAAUCACACAAACGGAACUUUCUGCAGCACAAACGAAACACACAAAAAAACACAAACGAAACACACAAAAAACACAAACGAAACACACAAAAAAACACAAACGAAACACACAAAAAAACACAAACGAAACACACAAAAAAACACAAACGAAACACACAAAAAAACACAAACGAAACACACAAAAAAACACAAACGAAACACAAAAAAACCCACAAAAAAAACACAAACGAAACAAACAAAACACAAAUGAAACACA